Molecule: messenger RNA, 2277 nt
Organism: Schizosaccharomyces osmophilus
Lineage: Eukaryota; Fungi; Ascomycota; Schizosaccharomycetes; Schizosaccharomycetales; Schizosaccharomycetaceae
Gene: ucp8
Product: UBA/EH/EF hand domain protein Ucp8
Exons: 4
Coding region: 1-2277 (758 amino acids)
Biological process (GO): endosomal transport; endocytosis
Cellular component (GO): cytoplasm; plasma membrane
Molecular function (GO): calcium ion binding; protein binding
Source: RefSeq, a predicted model, not a curated record
AUGAUGCCUCCUGUGCAAUUAACACCUACGGAGCAACAGGCAUUUGAUGAAAUGCUCCAGACUUUACCGGUCGAAGACACAAAUUGCUUUCCGGGGUCAGUCAUCGGCCCUUUCCUUAUCAAAUUUGAACUUCCGCAAAAAACUUUAGCAAAAAUUUGGGACUUUUGCGAUGAAGAAGACAAAGGCUACUUCACCCGAAACCAAGCUUACGCUUGCCUUCGCUUUGUAGCGCAAGCUCAAAAGGGUGUACCAUUACGGGACCUGGACGUGUCGAAAGCUGGCACUCCUCCUUUAUUUCCUCAUGAGGAUGAGUUAACAAACCUUCCAACUUCAGAUCAUACGACGGAUCUUAGCCCAUUCCGUCAACUUGUGGAUCCGCAUCUACGAUCCGAAUCUGAAAAUGAAUUUCAAGAGCAUAUGGAUAAAAUUGAAGAUAGAGUAGAUUCAAGCCUUAUGCCUAGCUCCAUUGCUAAACCACUGUUUCUUCAAUCGGGGCUUUCUACGACGGUGUUGGCUCAGAUUUGGAAUCUGGCAGAUUCAGGACAUGUUGGCUAUCUGAGAGUCGAGCAAUAUGUCAUUGCUAAGCAUUUGAUUAUGCUUUGCAAAAAGUAUAAUCUUGUCCACUUACCCAGGUCGCUUCCUUCUUAUGUUGUUGACUCAGCGAAGAGUGAUGCCUUAUCCUCCUCUGCCAAUACUGAACCUUUUUAUGGGAAUGAUGUUGUUCCCGAAUCGAAGCAGGAAACAGACUAUAGCAAAUCUGGUUCAAGUAUUCCUUCAAUUUCUUCACCAGAAGAAUCCAAAAGUCACUCAUUAGAUUUCGUUGGUAAAUUUAUAGAACCAGAAGAUCGAGAAAACUUUUCUAAACUCUUUAUUAAAAUUGACGAUCAAAAUAAAGGCUUUAUAACUGGAGAUGAAGCCGUUCCCUUUUUCAUGGCAUCUCGACUUGAUCCUGAUGAGCUUGCCAGAAUAUGGGAAAUUGCUGAUAAGGAUGAUAAAGGUUUUAUUGUGAAAGCCGAAUUUCUCAUUGCUAUGCAAAUCAUUAAAUUAAGACUUACUGGCCAAUCUUUGGAUAGCAUAGUCUCGUCAGGUUCUGGGGAACAAAGCACAUUCCCAAGCAAAGAUGAAUCCUCUUCUGACGCAAGUCCACUUGCUGAAUAUCCCCCGAUUUCUUCGGGGAUGUUUGAAAAUACCAAUGUUUCGAAAGACGAAGAAGAGCAUCCUUCCAACUUUGUGCGUGAAUCUGCCGAGUCUUCACACUUUGAUAGUAAUCCAACGAAUGAACCCGAAAACUAUGUAUCUCUUCCGACACUUGACCAAACAAUUGAAAAUCUAGUUCCGGGUGGUGACAAGACCUUCUAUGUGCCUGAGCCUACGAAAGAAGUAGCUGAGGCUAAUAACCCUACCUUGGAGAACGACUUUGAUGAAAGAAACUUUCAACCAUCUCACGCGAACUGGACAACAGAUCCUCAAACUGACCAUCCACCCGCUUCUACAACUUUUUCUCAGCAAGAGCAUGCGAACUUUAUGAAUUUACCAUCCGUACAUACAAUUAAACCGGAAAAGUCUUUCGCAAAAGAGGAACCGAAGGAAGCUGCGGUUGACCCUGCAGAAAUUGAUGAUUUGCAGAAGCAAAUCAAUUCUUCUAAAUUCACUUUAGAAACGAUUCAACAAAGCCAUGAUAGAAUUGAAUCUGGCGCUCAUCAACAGAGAUUGCAUGUUCAGCGUCUUCGUGAUGAAUUGAAUGAAAUCUCUCAAUUGAAAGAAACCACCCAACAAUCAAUUUCCCGAAACCUAAUGACCAAUCAGCAGCUUAGUGCUCAAGUCGGGUCACUUACGAUGGAUAAGAGACAGCUUAUUAAAGAAUUAAAACAACUACGAAGCAAAAUAGACGAAGUUCUCGUGGAUGCACCAAGUCCAAAUGCCACAAGUGGUGUUAAUUCACCAGUUUUACUUCCUGAAGCUGCUCGUGACCAGAGAGCUCAGCCAUCUUUUGCUUCCGCUCAUUCCGCUCCUAAAAGCUCUACGAGAUCGUCUAUGAGUUCUUCAGUUCACCCGAAUGCUCCAUCCAACCAAGUGCCUCCUUAUCAUGCUGUUGAAAGCCAAGAUGGACGCCGCAAUCCGCAAGCAACGGGCGGUGGAACGCAUGACAAUAGAAAGUCUGAAAUUCUACAGGAACUACUAUCUAUGGGUUUCCCCAAAGAUAAAAGCCUUAUUGCCUUGACGGCAGUUAACUAUGAUGCAAACGAGGCGAUAAAUAUUUUGCUUAGCUCGCAAUAG